AAAAGAAAAAUGGUCUGUGACGGCAGUGCCCUGGGCAGGCCCUUUAUUACAUAGACAUGGUUAUGGUCACCACUUCUGGCACCCUCACACUGCACCCUUCAUUCUCUGUCAUAAUCAUAGUUCAACCGUGUAAAAAGGCUUUUACCAUUAUUCCACUCCUUCCCUUCACCUCUCGCUUUUCAGACACCAAACUGUCUGAGGUUUAUUAGGAAACCCUCCUUCCCCACUUUAUCUAACCUUUUUGCUCUCAACUUUCUUUCUGCCUUUCGUUUCACACACCUCCACAAAAUGGAUGAAUGGAAGACAGACGCACACAUUCCGGAGUUUGGGAACUGGGAUUUAACCAAUGACUUUCCAAUCACUCGCUAUUUCGAGUGUGCAACACAGCCCCGUCCGCUUCGUUACACCUCCUCCUCCGCCGAAACUCGUCUCCACAACAAACCUCCUCGCCCCCUUCGAAAUCAUACCAAACAGGAAACUAGGAACAAGGGAAGGAGGUGCCCGCAUGGUAAAGGAAAAGCGUACGUAGACAAGGAACAGUCAAGGAAGCCAAACAGAAGAAGGAAGCAUAUGCAGGUGCAACAAGAGGACAACGUUCGGCGAACUCCCAAACCCGUUGACGAAGAUCUCUACAAGAUCCCUCCCGAACUCCUCCACACCUCCAACAAACGGAAGAAAAUUAUGGGGUUCAUUUCCAAGUGUUUUGUACAGCUUUCGUGUCACGAGAACUGCUAAGCUGGCUGGAAUUGCUGCGAAUGAAUCUGUAACGCUGUGAUUGGAAGGAGAAUUUUGGAGAGAGAACGGAGAAUGUGUAUGACAGUGAUGCUUGUUGGUUUUUAAUAUGGGAUUAAGGGGUGAAUGUAUUUUGGUUUUUUAAAUUUAUGUUUUUGAGGGGAAUAUUAUAUAUAGUUUCCUAAUUCAUUGGAUGAAGUGAGAUUAGGAUGAUUCUGAUACGUGUUGCACGUGGAGUGAGUGAAUGUGAGAGUGUCUAACGUUAAUUAAUACUAAGAGUGAAUGCAGACGUUGCAAUUGGUGGCGGUGUUGUGGUGUCUCUUAUAUUGGAA
Molecule: messenger RNA, 1064 nt
Organism: Vigna umbellata (rice bean)
Lineage: Eukaryota; Viridiplantae; Streptophyta; Magnoliopsida; Fabales; Fabaceae
Source: RefSeq, a predicted model, not a curated record